Dimorphilus gyrociliatus is the source of this 1987-nucleotide messenger RNA. Lineage: Eukaryota; Metazoa; Annelida; Polychaeta; Dinophilidae. The record is from the annotation of a GenBank genome assembly.
CAUGAAAGCUCUAGAAUUGAUUGGAAAAACUUAUUAUCAAGAUAUUAAUGAAUGUGAAUCAGAAUUGGGCAAAAAAUGUCAUUUUAACAACGGCAUAUGUUUAAAUACAUUUGGCUCUUUUUCUUGUUCUUGUCGUCAUGGUUUUGAACUAAUAUCGGAAGCUAUUUGCUCCGAUGUAGAUGAAUGUAGCAUAUUGAAAAACGAGUCGUGUCCGAUUGGAGAAUAUUGUUUCAACACUAUUGGAAGUUUUGAAUGUGUUACAAAGCAAAGGGCAAUAAAGGCAGAGAAGCUAAAAAAGUCUAACCUUAAAAUUUGCCCAAAAGGAACUUGGGGAAAAAAUUGUUCAAAUACUUGCGGCGCUUGUAAAAAUCACCUUAAUUGCAAUAGCAUUACAGGAGUCUGUAAAAACGGUUGUGAUAACGGUUUCAUUACCAAGUAUUGUAAUAAAACCUCUACUUUAUUGAUAAGUAACAAGUUAACGAAAAAGAACAGUGAUAUUAGAUUGAAGAGGCGAAAUAAAAGGUGCCAUCCCAUUUAUUCCUGUCACGGCUAUGGAAUGUGUAUUAGGGGAGAAUGCAAAUGUAUGACUGGAUAUUUUGGUUCAGACUGUCGUCAAGUAUCCGGAUUCUAUAUGCUAGAAAAAUCUUGGGCUAUUGAUGGUUUUCGGCCCAUGUCCAUGUCAACUCAAUCUCUUCUGGAAUGUAGGAAUAAUUGUAUAGCCAACAAUUGUUUAGCCUUCGAAUUUGAUCAUUUCGCAAAAGGCAAGAACUGCUUCCUCAUAGAUGACUAUACUCCAUCUUUUAGAGAGAAUCGAACUGUCCAUAAAUGGUCAUAUAUAGAUAUUAACGAGUGUUUAUCAAAUCCCUGUCGAAAUAACGGAUCGUAUUGUCAAAAUUUAGUGGGAUCUUUUUUAUGUUUACACAAUCAACCGAGAUCUUUAGUCUCGACAUCCUCAAGAAAUUUAAAUGUUACAUUUCCAAUUACUUUUACAGUAAUAAGCAAUUUAAAUCCAGCGUUAGAAAAUCCGGCUUCAAUCGAAUUUAAUGAAGCUUCAAAUGAUUUAUCAAAGGAAUUGCGAGAUAUAAUUGAAGAUUCUUUAGGUAGAAGUGUUACAAUUGGUAUUGCAUCAGCUAUUGAAGAUGAUAGUAAAAAUAAAAGAUCAAAAAGAUAUGCGUCGCUAACCAAUUGGAAAAUUUUGGGAUGCGAACUUAAUCCUUGUCAAAAUGGCGGGGCAUGUUUAUAUGAUGCUGAAAAGCAAAGAAAAGAAUGUUUUUGCCCACCCAACUAUUAUGGCAGUUGGUGUCAGCAUUUUGAAUCUUCAUGUUCUAAAAAAUGUGGUGAAAAAGCUAUAUGUCGAAAUGUAGGUAAACAAUGUGCCUGCUUGCCUGGUUGGACCGGGAAAUACUGCCAAGAAAGAAUUGAAGAUGGCGUUUGCCCACUGCUAUUCUGUGGUGAAAGAGGUGUUUGUAGGAAAAAUGACUUUGAUUCGAAAACACUCUCAAGUGGUCAAUAUGAGUGUCUGUGUGAAGAUAACUGGACAGGUACUAAUUGCAAGUGGGAAAAGGCCGGAUGUUUAAAAGACCCCUGUCAAAAUGGUGGAACCUGUACGGUUUUCGAAGUGGGAAGAAUAUUGAAAUUUCAAUGUUCAUGCCCCGAAGGGUUUAGAGGCCUAUAUUGUCAGCAAGACACAUUAAAUCCUUGUAAAUCAUCAGAAUGUAUUCAUGGAGUCUGUAAACCCACUGGGUCUUCUUACGAAUGCAUUUGUAAAACCGGUUACGCAGGCAGGUGGUGUGAAGUUGAAGAAAAUGACAAGUGGAAGGACACAAGUACUUCAGAUGAAUCAACAACAAAUAUGGACAAUAUUGGUUUCUGGGUAUCGUUGACAGUCCUUUUAUUAGUUGCAAUAGGUUUAUUUGCUAUAAUAGUUUAUUGUUUAAUUGAAUUUUGUACUUUGAUUUGGGGAAAAAUGCAAAAACCGAGUGACUAG